AUAAAAAACUAUAAGCGAUAGGAAAAAAAGUUAGAUUCUUGACAUAUUGUCAGCAAAUCAAAUUGUAUUGUGCUAUGACUUUCGAUUUACACAUACAGUUAACUCAAUUCUAUCAUACAGUGACAGGUUUUUGUAUUGGAUUGUACACAGGUUCUUCGACUGUGAAGGCAAUAAAAAAAAUAGUGUGAAAAAGCGAUUCAAAGACAGUAACGAAAAUAAUGAACGUGGCUAUUAAAGUAUUUCUAGCGGAUUGACAUUUGCAGAUUUACUAAGAAAAGAAAAAUGGUCAUCUAAACUCUUUUGGCAUUGUUGAGCCACGUUUCGUUUCAAAGCAUUUUUUUUUUGCUAUUCAAUAAUGUUUGUCCGUCUGCUUUAAGUCGAAUAGUUGCAUAUUUUGCGCAGUUGAACUGUUGUAUUUAUUUUAUUUACAAAAAAUCUAGUGAAUUGGACAAACAAAAGUUGAAAUUGUGGGCGAAAUUGUUUGUUUUCGGUUAAUCGUUGGAUUGGUAGAGUGUGCUGGUGGAGUUCGAGUGAAUACAAAUGGGGAGAUGGCUGAAGCAGUGGCAAAAUCGAAUUCGGUCGCUGCAAAUGCCAAGCCAGAUAGCAGAAAUGAUGUGGAAAUGAAAGGAUUCUUACUAAAAUGGACAAACUACAUCAAAGGGUAUCAACGGCGUUGGUUCGUUCUAUCUGGUGGCAUUCUUUCAUACUACAGAAACCAAGCCGAAAUGAGUCAAACUUGUCGCGGAACCAUUUCAUUACACAGCGCACUCAUACACACAGUCGAUUCAUGUACAUUUGUCAUCACGAAUGGCGGAACACAAACGUUUCACAUCAAGGCAGGCAACGAAGUCGAACGUCAAAAUUGGGUGACUGCAUUGGAGCUGGCCAAAGCGAAGUCGAUACGUGCAAUCGAAAUCGAUGAGGAGGAAGACGAUAAAAAUGUGCUUUCGGUACCCAGUCAGGAAUUAAAUGCUGCCAUUUCUGAACUUUCAUUGAAAUUGGAAAAUUUACGAACUUGCAACGAUCUUAUAUCAAAAAACGGGCGAGCGCUACAAAUCGUACUUGCUGAAUUGGAGAGCGGCGACGAUUUGGCGAGCAAAACCAAGCUAGUCACUGAGCGUGCGACACUGUUUCGCAUUUCCUCAAAUGCUAUGAUCAACGCAUGCAGCGAUUAUCUUCAAACAGCUCAAAGUCAAGGUCACAAGUGGUCGAAAAUGCUACAACAUGAACGCGAUCAGAGACAACAGCUACAAGAGAUGGUUGAGCAGCUCGCGAGACAACAUUCUCACUUAGAGGAGGCUGCACAUCGUCAUCGGCCAAAUCCAGUGAGUUCGACCACAUCUGAUGAUGAUGAAAAUGAGUUUUACGAUGCACAAGAACUAUCCGAAAUGGAUGGAACGUUCUGUCUGAAAAUACCGCCCACUCGAAGCAUAAACGACAUCAACGGAGGCAGUUCCUCUGAAAGCGAAGAACUUAAUAGCUGUGAAACCGAGCCGCCGCAAUCGAAAAUUCCUGUACAGUCGAAAACUAGUGAUUCAAACCCUUCUGACGAAUCAACGAUUCAAACUAGCAGUGAUGUCGCUGUUGCUGUUGUGAAUAAAGCCGGUCGCAAGCGACGCACGCGUAUCAGGGAGAAGCCAAAUCAUUCGGUGAAUUUGUGGUCAAUUAUGAAAAAUUGCAUCGGAAAGGAUUUAUCAAAAAUUCCAAUGCCAGUGAACUUCAAUGAACCAAUCUCGAUGCUACAGCGUUUGACUGAAGAUUAUGAAUAUUCUGAGCUUCUUGAUAGAGCCUCUGCUUGUACAGAUCCAUGUGAGCAAUUGGCUUAUGUGGCCGCUUUCACAAUAUCGAGUUAUUCGACGACGUUAAAUCGAACAGGAAAACCAUUCAACCCUCUCUUAGGCGAAACGUAUGAAUGUGAUAGAACCGAUGAUUUGGGUUGGCGUUGUAUCGCUGAACAGGUGAGCCAUCAUCCUCCAAUGGCUGCGAUUCAUUGUGAAGGCAAAGAUGGCAAGUGGUCUUGCUGGCAAGAGUUUACAAUGACUACGAAAUUUCGUGGGAAAUAUUUGCAAGUGAUUCCGUUGGGCAACGCGUAUGUAGAGUUCCAUAAAUCGGGCAAUCGAUACAGCUGGAGGAAGGUCACAACGACCGUUCAUAACAUCAUUGUAGGCAAACUUUGGGUUGAUCAUCACGGUGAUAUGGAUAUCAUGGGGCGAAAUUCAGCCAAAGGUUACAAGUGUCAUUUGAAGUACAUUCCAUAUUCGUACUUCUCGAAAGAUUCGCAACGAAAAGUCAAGGGUGUCAUCAUGGAUCGUGAGGGUCAAGCGAAGUAUGUAUUGAAUGGCAAUUGGGAUAAUAAAAUAGAAUAUGCUGCUGUGACCAGUGUUAGUGGAUCAACAGACAGUCCGAUCUAUAAAACUGGUAAUUAUAUAACGCUUUGGACGCGUCGUCUACCACCACCCGACAGUGAUAAAUAUUAUAACUUUACGGAACUUGCUUGCCAACUGAAUGAGAUGGAGGAAGGCGUUGCCCCAACCGAUUCAAGACUUCGACCUGAUCAACGUCUUAUGGAAGAAGGUCAAUGGGAAGAAAGCAACCAGGAAAAAAUUAGACUUGAGGAGAAACAACGCGCUUCACGGCGAAAACGGGAAGCCGAAGCCGAAUCAGCUGCAUCAAACAAGAUAGCUUUCGCACCCUACGAACCAUUAUGGUUUGAAAAAGUCAAAGACGAGGACUGUGAAGGUUUCGAUCACUUGAUGCACGUUUAUAAGGGGAAUUACUGGGAGGCAAAAAAGAACGGCGAUUGGAAACAAUGUCCACACAUUUUUUAGUAUUAAUUUUUCCACCGCUAAGUCGUUUCGAUCUAUUUGAACAACACGAACCAAUCGCUAAUAUACUAUAACAACUACUUAUUUUUGUUGAUUAUUUUUCGCAGUUCGAAACAAUAAAAAAAUAUAUUUAAAAAUAAGAGAAAAAAAUGGUAGAAUUUGUUAACAGAAAAAUUAAUUGUUUCAGUUGAAAUAAACGCAAUAGUUUUACAAUCAAAUUGAAUUGAAAAUGUUAAAUGAGUUAUUAUUAUCAUUAUUAUUAUAAUUAUUUUAUCAAACAAUUAUUAUACAGACAUAUUUCAUAUAACUUUCAAUUAUGUAAUUGACAUCAACAAUAUACUGCGGAAUAAAUUGAAUUUGAUUAAAUAAAUUUGCCCGUUGAAUGAAAUAUGCAUGUCGAUGAAAAUGACAAAUGCCCCUUUG
Sitodiplosis mosellana (orange wheat blossom midge) is the source of this 3248-nucleotide messenger RNA. RefSeq names its product oxysterol-binding protein 1 (gene Osbp). Gene Ontology annotation, molecular function: sterol binding. The transcript is spliced from 11 exons. The record is from RefSeq and is a predicted model, not a curated record. The coding region runs from base 549 to 2828 and encodes 759 amino acids. Lineage: Eukaryota; Metazoa; Arthropoda; Insecta; Diptera; Cecidomyiidae. Gene Ontology annotation, cellular component: membrane; intracellular membrane-bounded organelle; cytosol.